Messenger RNA from Mauremys mutica (yellowpond turtle), 861 nucleotides. RefSeq names its product chemokine-like receptor 1. The record is from RefSeq and is a predicted model, not a curated record. Lineage: Eukaryota; Metazoa; Chordata; Testudines; Geoemydidae. Gene Ontology annotation, cellular component: plasma membrane. Gene Ontology annotation, biological process: complement receptor mediated signaling pathway; positive regulation of cytosolic calcium ion concentration; phospholipase C-activating G protein-coupled receptor signaling pathway. The transcript has a single exon. The coding region runs from base 1 to 861 and encodes 286 amino acids. Gene Ontology annotation, molecular function: complement receptor activity; G protein-coupled receptor activity.
AUGGUGUUCCUAAUCCUCUUCCUGGUGCUGUGUGGCGUGGCCUUCCUUGCCGGGGUGCCGUUGAACUGCUACGUCCUCUUUGUUGCCAGCUGCCGUGUGGAGAGGACGGCCAGCGCCGUGUGGUUUUGGAGCCGGGCUGUGGCCGAUUUCAUCUUCAUCGUCUUUCUGCCCCUCAGAUUCACCUCAGUCUUCAUCAAGGAAUUAGACACGGCCAAGGUGCUGAGCAGCACCGUCACCUCCUUCCACAUGUUCUUCAGCGCCUUCCUCUUCACGGUCCUCAGUGUCGAUCGCUGCAUCCUCGUGGCGCGCCCUGAGUGGGCCCGGAACCACCUCACGCCCCUUCUGGCUUUCAAGAUUGUUAUGGGCAUGUGGGCCCUGUCUGUUGGUUUCAGCUUGCGGUACAGCGAUCUCUGGGAAUCCCUGCACUCACCUGCCAGCACCAGCAUGAAUGUCGGACUGGAUGAAGGGAGGGUGAAGGCUGCUGUUUUGAUUGAGUUCCUGGUCGGGUUUCUGAUCCCAUUAGCCUUGAUCUUGAUCCCAACCUCCUACAUCGUUCUAGCUGCCAAGCUGAGAAGGAACAGGCUGAUCCAGUCCACCAAGCCACUCAAGAUCCUUCUUGGCUUGACCCCGUCCUUUUUCCUCUGCUGGCUGCCGUAUCACGUCUUCUUCCUGCAGAUCUCAGCUAUGCACACUGGGUCUGUUUGGAACAGAGGAAGCACUUUUGCUUGUGUCCUGACAUAUUUCAGUAGCUGCCUCAACCCCAUCUUCUACCUCACCAUGGAGGAAGAGUUUCAGCGGUACCGGCAAUGUGCACGCAACCCCCAAACCACCGACAACUUGGGGCCAGAGCCAGAUGAAUAG